AUGCCAUUCAGCACCAGCGCACCGGCUGUGGCCGCCGCGGCAGCAGCCGGCAAUGAGAACACGACCAACGACUCGCUGACGUGGAAGCUGCUGCGCGCCACGGGUGCAGUGGGCGGCGCGGUGCUGGGCGUGGCGGCUCUCGCUGACGUGGCACGUGCUGACGAGGCGGAGCACGGACUUCACCCUCCUGCGUACCCGUGGCCUCACGACGGCAUCUUCAGCUCCUACGACCAUGCCUCCAUUCGGCGCGGGCACCAGGUGUACCAGCAGGUGUGCGCGACGUGCCACAGCAUGUCGCUCGUGUCCUACCGCGACCUCAUCGGCGUAGCGUACACGGAGGACGAGGUCAAGGCGCUCGCCGCUGAGGUGGAGGUGGAGGACGGCCCUAACGACGAGGGCGAGAUGUUCCUGCGCCCGGGCAAGCCCUCGGAUAAGCUCCCCAAUCCGUACGCCAAUGAGCAGGCUGCGCGGUUUGCCAAUGGCGGAGCCUACCCGCCGGAUCUCAGCCUGAUCACCAAGGCGCGCCAUGACGGGCAGAACUACGUCUAUGCGCUCCUCACAGGCUACCGCGAACCCCCUGCUGGUAUCUCGGUGCGAGAGGGGCUGCACUACAAUCCGUACUUCCCGGGCGGCGCCAUCGCCAUGCCCAAGAUGCUCAACGACGGCGGUGUGGAGUACGAGGACGGCACACCCGCCACGGAGUCCCAGCAGGCUAAGGACGUUGUUACUUUCCUCGCAUGGGCCGCUGAACCCGAGAUGGACGAACGCAAGCUGAUGGGCGUGAAGUGGAUCUUCAUCAUCUCCCUCGUGUGGCUGCAGGCCAUCUACUACAAGCGGUGGCGCUGGUCGCCCAUCAAGUCCCGCCGGGUCAUUGUUGACGUUGUCAACUGA
This is a messenger RNA of Closterium sp. Yama58-4, 891 nucleotides long. NCBI's taxonomy places the organism in Eukaryota, Viridiplantae, Streptophyta, Zygnematophyceae, Desmidiales, Closteriaceae. The record is from the annotation of a GenBank genome assembly.